CCACUGCUCGACCCGUGUGUCUCUCUUCACUCUCCUUCCACGCCACGUAGUCUCUGUAUUCUGUGAGGAGCUAUAGAUCAAAGUGCGCAAGCAAAGAUAUGGCUCGAGACGAAUUAGAUUCUUCGAGAACAAAGAGGCGUGCUGGUUUUCGAUUAUGCACUGUGUCAAGUUACACGACUGAAUUGCUGGAGAUUCGUGCCGAUGAUCCUAAAAUGAAUGUUUUGUUCAUCCCUGGAAAUCCAGGUGUUGUUACAUUUUAUAAGGAUUUCGUGGAAUCACUGUACGAUUUUCUCGGAGGAAAUGCAUCUAUAACAGCUAUCGGGCACAUAUCACACACGAAAAAGAACUGGGAGCGUGGAAGGUUAUUCUCAUUAGAAGAACAAAUUGAUCAUAAGAUGGAUUUCAUCAAGCAGGAACUAGAAAAUACUGAAGUUCCUAUAUUACUGGUUGGGCACUCUAUUGGUUCAUAUAUUGCUCUUGAUAUGUUUAGGAGGUCCUCAGAGAAGGUGGCAUAUUGCAUUGGACUAUACCCCUUUUUGGCACUAAACCCACAAUCCAGGGAGCAGUCUAUUAUUGGGAAGAUCAUAGCGUCACAAAGUUUAAGCGCUGCACUUAGUCUCAUUGUGGCAUCAUUGGGAUUUUUACCAAUCAGGGCUUUGAGGUUUAUUUUGACUAACUCUCUCGGGAAGUCAUGGUCAACUGUGGCAGUUGAGGCUGCUUGCUCACACUUGGUGCAGUAUCAUACUAUGCGGAAUGUACUCUUUAUGGCAAUGACAGAGUUCAAAAAGCUUACAGAAACACCGGAUUGGGCAUUUGUAAGAGAAAAGCAGGAGAAACUUGCAUUUUUGUUUGGUGUUGAUGAUCACUGGGGUCCACUUCAAAUGUUUGAAGAGAUUUCCGAGCAUGUCCCAGGCAUUGCUCUAUCAAUUGAAAGGGUCCAUAGUCAUGCUUUCGCUUGCACCGAGGCUGGUUCAUCAUGUGUUGCGAAGCAUAUAGCAAGCUUGAUCGACAAUCGAUUAUUGAGUUCAAGGCAGUAAGGGUUUCCUAAUUGUGAUUGAAUUAAUGGAUGUAAAUGAGCUAUUCAUGCCCAGAAACAUUUAUUUCGUGUAGCUGAGCUGCUCAUGGCAGAAACAUUAAUUUCACAGCCCGUAGAAUAGAGAAAUCAUUGUCCGUCUGCAGCCAUCUGUCAUGUAUGGUGAAACCCCAUGCCCUCUGUUACGUGUAUACUGCUGUUGGUACUGAUGACGAUCUUGUUUCGUAUCUAUGCAACUCUUUUUCAGUAUAUGCAUUAUGGAGUCAUAGCUCAUCAUUUAUCCUAUUGCAGAUAAUGCCGUUUUAUUUUUGGUCCAUAAAACAGCUUUUUUCUUGGCCGGGUUUGAAAAGAGAAAUAGAUUGUUGAGUGUUGAGUGUUGAGUUCGUUGUACUGGUGGCAGACAAUCAUAUCAGUGUAUUUCUUUGUCAGUAUUAUUAUUAUUAAUUGUUGUUUUUAUUGAUGAGAUCAGCAAUAAUGUUGAUGCCCUCAUACAGAACCAUUCUACUCAUUGUAUUAUAUACUUUAGACAGGAAAAUCCAAAACUGCCUGCAUACCUACGAGAUCAUCGACAGAAGAUUGGCUUCCUUUGUUUGAAUUGCCCCGUGACCAGCAAUCUUAGUUAACGGCUCCAUCUUAUAUUAUACUAAUAUAACGUAAGUUUCCUGCUACAAGACCAACAUCACGGACGACAUAAUGCCUAAAUGGAAUAUUAAAGGCAUGAACAUUAUCAAUAUGAUAUGUUUACUUGGAAUGUGGGUGCUACUUUUUUCCUCAUGUAACUUGCAGAGAUGAACAUUCACAAUGGAUUCUCAACAUUUCUAUCAAAAAUAGUUAAGAAAAGCUAUUUUAUUCUAUUUUA
Corylus avellana is the source of this 1892-nucleotide messenger RNA. The record is from RefSeq and is a predicted model, not a curated record. Lineage: Eukaryota; Viridiplantae; Streptophyta; Magnoliopsida; Fagales; Betulaceae.